Colletotrichum truncatum is the source of this 906-nucleotide messenger RNA. RefSeq lists its product as uncharacterized. Lineage: Eukaryota; Fungi; Ascomycota; Sordariomycetes; Glomerellales; Glomerellaceae. The record is from RefSeq and is a predicted model, not a curated record.
AUGGCUUCUCUGCAUCCGCACGAACAGCAGCCUCAUUCGAGCAGACAUAGUACUCACUCCGGCUCACCCGAAGCCGAGAAGAUGCUCAAGAACCCGAACGGUGCCCCGGGUCCCGAAGCCGGGGCCAUCCCUGAUGGACUCGAAGUGAAUGAGGGUGCCCACUUCAACACGGCGCCGCAGGCAUAUCAACCAGACGCCUAUCAGCCAGAGGUGCAACAAUACAAGGCGUACUAUGACCACAACCCUCAGACACCGCAAACGCAAUACACGCAGACAACGUAUACCAACAACCACCAGCCUCCCGUCGCUGUGCCACCGGUCCAACAUGAAAGUAAAGGAGAUCGGAGGGUAUGUGGGCUGCGCAAGCCUACUUUCCUCCUCACGCUUGUGUGCCUUGCUCUUCUUGCUGCUGUGAUUGCCAUUGCAGGAGCUAUGGGAGCCGUGUUGGCGCAGAAGAACUCGGAGGUUGCAGACCUCUCAGCAUCGGUAUCGGCUUUGGCGUCGGCCACAGCCUCCCCGACACCCACAACAACAUCGGUCGCCGCCUUGGACAUGAGCAAGCCUGCGCCAACCGACACCGCAAUCCGAAAGGGCGAAUGCCCAACCACCUCGACGAAACCGCAGUGGGAGAUCCCUGGAACGAACCUGACAUUUGUGAAGGACUGCGGCAAGGAUUACAUCUACAAGGACAUCACCAAGAUCCCGACGAGGAACAUUGAGGAAUGCAUUCGGUUCUGCGCUGUGUACAACCUCAACCAGCAGACAGACCUCUGGAGGUGUGCAGGCAUCGUGUAUCUUUACAGGGAUGACGACGGCGGCAACAACCCCUUUUGCUGGUUGAAGUACGCUCAGAACACAGACCAGAUCCUAUCAAAGAACUACGCGGAGUCGGCUUGGAUUGUAUAG